Molecule: messenger RNA, 2634 nt
Organism: Lachancea lanzarotensis
Lineage: Eukaryota; Fungi; Ascomycota; Saccharomycetes; Saccharomycetales; Saccharomycetaceae
Gene: PAT1
Product: LALA0S02e06810g1_1
Exons: 1
Coding region: 1-2634 (877 amino acids)
Biological process (GO): P-body assembly; deadenylation-dependent decapping of nuclear-transcribed mRNA
Cellular component (GO): P-body
Molecular function (GO): RNA binding
Source: RefSeq, a predicted model, not a curated record
AUGUCGUUUUUCGGGUUUGAAACAGGGUUUCCGGGCCAAAAUAAGGGCUCCAAAGGAGACUCCCGAAAAAAGACUGGAACCCAUAAAAGCAAGGGUCCUGAUGCCGCAAUGGAUUUCGAAGACACGUACCGGGGCUUUGGAGGGUAUGAGAAGGAGGAAGACGAUUAUUUGAAUGACGAGACGUUCGGAAAUACUACCGAAAUGGGCGCAGAUUUCGAUUUUGGUUAUGGCAGGGGUGAAUUGGACGCUGUGGGCCAUACAAAUGCUGUAAAUCAGCAAAAUAUCAAUAUGAAUCGCUCUUACGCAUCUGCUGCUGCUUCUACUGGUCCUGAGGCAUCGGUUUCUGGCUAUCACGAUGAUGGCAUGGACUUCACUCCAAUGGAAUCGCUAUGGACGAACCAGGCUUUAGCCGUACCACCACAGCAGUAUCAGCAACAACACCAGGUCCUUUCAAUGGAAGAGAUCGAAAGAUUGCAACAGCAGCAGCAGUCCCAGCACUCGCAGCACGGUUAUGUCGGUGGCAUGCCUCCACCACCUCCUGUGGGAUAUGGCUACCCCCCACAACAUUUUAUGCCACAAGCUGGCUACCAGGGUAUUCCCCAGGGCUUACAUCAAGGCCCAUCUCAGGGAAUUCCCCAGGGCUUACCUCAGGGUAUGCCUCAAGGCAUUCCCCAAGGAUUACCACAAGGUCUUCCAAUCCCAAUGCCGGUGUCUUUGCCCAUGCCGGGCCUUCCCCAGCAAUAUCCCGAGCCCCCACACGUUUUGCAACAACAACAACCUGUUGCCGCAACGCAGCAAUCUGCCCAAUCUUCCUUCUUGGGACCUAGUGCUUCGCAGUCACCUGAUUUGAGCCAACUAUCAGCUACACCUCCUGCGCAAGCGCCUAUCACAAAGUCUCCCGCUUCAUCAGCCCCUGGUAUCUUUCCACAGGUUGCAAAGCCUGUAAGAUCAGCACCUAACUCUAGAGGCCAGAUUGUCGGAGAGCAAGACUCUCGUGAGAGUACUCCAAGAGGUAUUCGGCGUGGCUCAGUGCGUAAAGUUCAAGAGGCUUUAAGUCCAGAGGAAAUCAAAAAGCUUCAAGUUCGCCAGGCCAAGGUCGACAAAAUCCUGAGACACAGUGGUGUGAUGACUCCUAGAGACAAAGAUUUCAUCACUCGCUAUCAAUUGUCUCAAAUUGUCACGGACGAUCCUUACAACGAGGAUUUCUAUUUCCAGGUUUACAAGAUUAUUCAACGCGGCGGUAUCGUUGGUGAGUCCAACAAGGGCCUCAUUGCUCGUGCUUAUUUGGAACAUUCAGGCCACCGUUUGGGCGGUCGUUACAAGCGUGCCGACGUUGCUCUGCAAAGGAUGCAAAGUCAAGUUGAAAAGGCAGUAACUGUGGCGAAGGAAAGGCCACAUAAGAGCCGCGAAAACUUGGAUAGCGCCAAAGAAGGUGUCUUGGGAAAAAUCUCAUCUGUGAGAAAUAGUAAAGCCCCAAGAAGACAACUGCAAAUUCCCUUGCAGAAAGGUGAUGAAGAGGAGAUCGAAUCUUCAGCUAUCGAAGAUGUUGUGCAGAGUAUGAAUGGUGUUGAUCUUUCAUCCUCUUCAAAGGCUAGGAGACGUUCUUCUUACGCUUUCCGUUCCGUGGACCAGCGUGCCGUUCUCUCGCGUUCAGGCGGCAGAAAGUUCGUUUUGUCUUUAAUCGAAACAGUGUAUGCCGAAGUUUUGGAGUUGGAAGCGCAGCUAAGAAGUGGCAAGGAAACUGAUAGUACCGCUUUGUGGGAAGCACUACACAUUGCUGACGACGCUUACGAGGUCUCACCAUUCAUUUCUAUUUUGUCGUUCGACAAAGGUGUGAAGAUCAUGCCUCGCAUUUUUAAUUUCUUGAAUAAGGAACAGAAACUGAAGUUACUGUACUGUUUCUUCAGUGAAUUGUCGCACUUGAACAUCAUUGUUACAAGCUCGUACAAGACCAACCCAGAUCCAACGGACACACAGCUCAAAAAGCUAGAAUUGUUUCAAUCUGUUUUCCUCAAAAUUAUUGUGUCCUUCCUGUCAAGCUCCGCGGAAUUCGUUGAGGUAUUGGGGCUACUUUUGGCUUUGGUGAAAAAUAACAAUGUGUCUUUCAUUAGCACGUCUAAGAUCGGUCUAAAUCUCAUUACCGUCCUCAUAUCCCGUGCAGCUCUUAUCAAGCAGGACGUCAGCAGAGGAAACGUACUAUCUUCCAUGGAGGCUUCCUCGUGGAAUGAAAUUUAUGACAAACUAUUCACGUCUUUGGAAACCAAGCUUGCAAUAGUUUUCCCACCUGACGAAUAUACCUCCAAGGUUGUCGCUGCGUCCACUACUGGCACGCUCACAUCCGCCACCACUGGUCAAUCUGUGAAGCACCAAUUCUACGACCAGUCCUAUAUCUGGCAGUUUUUGGCAUCGUUGGCUCUCAGUGGUAAACUAAAUCACCAAAGGGUCAUUAUUGAUGAGAUCAGAGAGGAAAUUUUCGGAACCAUCAGCAGAGCGGAACAACUAGUGUCUUCCUCGCCUACAGAAGAGCAACAGAUUGCCUUGUACCAGCGUGAUAAACUUUACCAGGAUUUGAACUUGUUUUUGAACGUUAUGGGUUUGGUAGCCCGCGACGGAGAAAUUAGCGAGCUCAAAUAA